Molecule: messenger RNA, 264 nt
Organism: Acanthocheilonema viteae
Lineage: Eukaryota; Metazoa; Nematoda; Chromadorea; Rhabditida; Onchocercidae
Source: the annotation of a GenBank genome assembly
AUGAUGAUGUUGACGGUAAUAGUGAUUAAUGUAACGAAGGUGAGAAUAAUCAUAAAUGACGGUGAUAAUGGUAAGGAUGAUCAUAGCAGUGACAAUGAUGAUGAUCGUAAUGAUUGCAAAUGUUGCAGUGACAGUAAUGACGAUGAUAAUGAUGGUGAUGAUGAUAGCAGUGAGAAUGAUUAUGAUAACAAUGAUGAUGAUCAUAAUAGUGAUAGUGAUAAUGAUGGUAGUGAUGGGUGUGUGGGUGUGAGUAUCGAUAGCUAG